This is a messenger RNA of Contarinia nasturtii (swede midge), 5753 nucleotides long. It is a transcript of the gene Oatp30B, whose product is annotated as solute carrier organic anion transporter family member 3A1. Gene Ontology annotation, biological process: sodium-independent organic anion transport; transmembrane transport. Gene Ontology annotation, molecular function: protein binding. Gene Ontology annotation, cellular component: membrane. The record is from RefSeq and is a predicted model, not a curated record. The transcript is spliced from 16 exons. Lineage: Eukaryota; Metazoa; Arthropoda; Insecta; Diptera; Cecidomyiidae. Bases 416 to 4015 code for a protein of 1199 amino acids.
CACAAAAUUCAUGUUCGUACGAGUUAGUUCAUUAACAGAGAGUCACACAAUAAGAAGCACAAUACAGAUUGUUUCGUUUCUUAUACGAACAAUUUUAAAUGAAACAAACAACAGAAAGAAAAAAACAUAUUUCAACAGCAAAAAAACUAUCUAGAGCAACAACAACAACAUCAACAGCAGCAGUAACUUAUAGUUUUAGCGAGAAAAAUAAGAUUUUUCAUUCAAAUUCACUUUUUCUGGCAUCAAGAAAUAUGGUAAAAAAGAAAUUGUUUGAAACUUAAUGAAAAAUACCAAGACAAUCGUGAAAAUAAGCAAAUGUUGUGGUUUGAAUAAAAUUUUUAAUGGAAUCCUAGAUUAAACAAUCACUAGACUGUUGUUAUUUUUCAUAAAAAAUAACAAAUACUUUUGCAGAAUAAUGAAGAGCAUACCAAUCAGCGAAAACAAUGCAGGUCAAAGCAAUAAUCGUAAAGGCCAUAGAAGGCAAGAGUCACAUUAUACGAUGACCGGCUUGUAUUCGGACAAUAUUGACGACAAUAGUAGCAUCGAUGUGCCAGGCGAUUCGGAGAAUUCGGAGAAUGGUAGCCAAAUCGGUAGCACGAAUAUGACCGAUGGAAAUGUCGUGCCUAAUUAUGUACCCGAUACAGUGAUCAAAUGUCACAGCAGACAACCGUCGGCCGGUAUUAUUGAUCAACAACGCGACAAAACAACAGAUUCCAACGACGAUGCUGAAAUGAGUGUCGAUUGUGGCAUACUCACGUGUCGACCAAAAUCAUUUCAAAAAUUUGCACGUAUCAAAAUUUUCGUAUUAUUGCUAUCGAUGCUAGUGACACUGCAACAAGCACUUAGUUCCGGUUAUAUCAAUUCGGUCAUAACGACCAUUGAAAAACGCUUCGAAAUACCAUCGAGCUACUCGGGACUGAUAGCAUCAAGCUACGAAAUUGGAAAUGUGAUAACAGUCAUUUUUGUUAGCUAUUUAGGAAGUCGACGACAUAUACCUGUUUGGAUUGGAAUCGGCGCGAUUGUGAUGGCAAUAGGUUCAUUAAUAUUUAUGGUGCCUCAUUUUAGCGGAGACGCUAACCCUAGCAUUAGUUUAGCAGAUAAUAGUACAGACAAUAUUUGUCGCACUGUUCCGUACCAAGGUUCAUUGGUGGAUCGUUUAUCGAACUCACCAUUGUCACAACACAAUAAUCUACGCGAAGACAAUUGCCUGAAAGUAAAAUCAUCGACAUUUGGACCGGUGUUUUUGUUUGUCAUCGCGCAAAUACUAUUAGGCAGUGGCGGAAGUCCGCUGUUUACAUUAGGUACAACAUAUGUAGAUGAUCAUGUUCGAACUGAAAGUGCAUCGAUUUACAUUGGAUUCAUGUACAGUAUGGCUGCAUUCGGACCUGUGCUUGGUUUCUUGCUUGGCGCCUAUUUACUGUCAUUUAACAUGGAUGCGUUCACGGCCGAAGCUAUUUCAAUAAAUCCCGGCGAUCGUCGUUGGAUUGGAAUGUGGUGGGGUGGAUUUUUGCUGUGUGGUUUACUGCUGUUAAUUGUUGCCAUUCCGUUCUUUUCAUUUCCAAAAGUGCUUACGCGUGAGAAGAAAAAAUUACGUAGUCUCGAAGAGCAAAAUCUCAAACCGACCGGUGGCGGUAACAGCAAUAGUUUACCACGACAACAACAAGCACCAACCCUACCAAAUAAUGCAACAUCACAAAAUGCAGCCGCUACACUCACAAAGUCAUCGUCAACGUCAAAAGUUGACAGUGGCUAUGGAAAAGAUAUCAAAGACAUUCCAUUGUCCAUGUGGCGAUUGGUGUCAAAUCCAAUUUAUACUGUUACUUGUCUUGGAGCCUGUAUGGAACUCAUGAUUGUAUCCGGUUUCAUAGUUUUUCUUCCGAAAUAUUUGGAAACACAGUUUAGCCUUGGUAAAAGUCAAGCAAGCGUGUUUACCGGUUCAAUUGCCAUACCGGGAGCUUGUUUGGGCAUUUUUCUCGGUGGAUGCUUCCUCAAACGAUUUGAAUUAAAACCGAAGGGUGCCGUUCAAUUUGUUUUAAUUUCAAAUAUUAUUUGCUUGUGCUGUUAUGGUCUACUAUUCUUUUUGGGAUGCGACAACCUCAAAAUGGCUGGUACAACCACUUCGUAUUACAAUGUCACUCAGGAACCGUUCACCGUUAAUCUAACCGCAGAGUGUAAUUUUGGAUGCGAGUGUCACAUGAGCGAAGUGGAACCAGUUUGUGGUAACAAUGGAUUGACGUAUUUCUCACCGUGUCAUGCCGGUUGUACGGCUUUUUCGAGUGAAAACUAUACGAACUGUGCUUGCGUACGAUCGCAUCAUCCGAAGAGCGUGUACAAAGGUGCUGGAGGCAGUGAAGCGCAAGCAUCAAUUGCAAAUGAUGGCUACCCCGACGUUACAGUGGUACCAGUUGCUUCAGUUGGUCCAUGUCUAUCGCCAUGCGGAACGAUCUAUCCAUUCUUGAUUCUGUUGUUUUUUAUGACAUUCAUUGUUGCUUCGACGCAAAUGCCUUUACUUAUGAUUGUCUUGAGAUCGGUGUCCGAAGAGGAGAGAUCGUUCGCGUUGGGUAUGCAGUUUGUGAUUUUCCGUUUAUUUGGCUACAUUCCGGCUCCAAUUUUAUUUGGAAAUUUAAUUGAUUCAACGUGCAUUUUGUGGAAGUCGACGUGCGGCGAAAAAGGUGGUCGUUGUCUUAUCUACAAUAUCGAAACAUUUAGAUACAAAUAUGUUGGACUUUGCGCUAUUAUCAAGUUAGUGGCAUUAGCAAUAUUCGCUGUAGAUUGGUGGUUGGUACGACGACGAAAGCAGUUGGAAUAUACAACACCAAUAUCGGCAACGGCUGGAGUUGGAUCCAUAAUUAGUUUAGAUAAAUUGUUUAUGGAAAAAGGUGUAAUCGAGAACCAAGCCACUUCAUAUGCCAAUGACAUGAUAUCAGAUGAAUGUUCACUUCACGAUGUACCCUCUUACGAUAUCAAUAACAAAAAGGUUUUGAUAGCAUCCCGUCAUACACGAAACGAUUCCAAAGGAAUUCAACUUGAGUUUCGCUAUGACGGUUAUGCUGAUAACAAUCCGGAAAAUAUCAAGAAACGCAAACAUAUCCGCAGCAAUUCGUGUGAUGUGAAAAUAGGUCGUAGUAAUUCACGUGAAUACGAUGGAGAGCAUCGCAAUCGACGAUUAUUCCAAAAACGUGGUCAUGCUCGUAAUUAUUCACACGAUUUGGACUUUGAUAAUAAUCGUCACAAACGUCAUCCAACUCAUUCGCGCACUAGUUCACGUGAUGAACCAAUGAAUAUCAAAUAUAUUUUGAAUUGUUUAAAACCAGAUGCGUCAGCCAAUCGCCUACUAAUGUCAUCGGCAGCUUUGAUGGCAACAGCGGCCGCCGCCGAACAUGGCGCAGCACGUGCCGUUCGAAAGCAUUGCCGAAAUCAUUCGUACGAUCAAAUUUAUAGUAUGCCAAAUAAUAUUAAAAUUGAUCAAGAACUUUACAAUCGUUUCAAUAAAAAUCGAACAUCAGAAGCGGCCGCGUCAGCGCCAAUGAUUGAAAAUGAUUUGAACGUUGCUAAAGUGACAAAUGUCACUGCCAACAAUAAAGAAUACUUGGAGAGUAAAAUGUUGAGCAAAUGUGAUGUUGGACUACCACCCAAGGGCAAUUCACAUUCACGUACCAAUUCAAAGGAUCUGAACAAGGGUAGCUUUCUGUCAUCGCUGGUCGAUGAUGCUGCCAAUAUACUGCGACAUCGUCGAACUAAUUCGAAAGACUUAAAUCGCAUCCUAAACCCAAUUCCAUCAACAUCCGAAGCCGGAGCAAGUGAAUCCCAACAACAAGCCGCCACAACAACAGCAGCAGCAGCAGCAGCAGCAGCAGCAGCAGCAGCAGCAGUGCAGUCACAGUUUCACAAACGUAAUGUCUCGUUAUCGAGAAACGAUUUGGCCGAAGAGCAUGCAUUUGAUGUGGCGCAAGUACUUUUACUAGGCAAUAAUGAAAAUAGUGAUAUACAGACAAACCGAAGAGAUAACGAAUGAAUCUGAUAUGAUGAUACAAAGUCGAGCAAAUGGAUUCGUACACUUGUUCAACCAUUUCGCUCGCGAAUGAUGCCCGAAUUUAAAACUAAAUGAAUUCGCAUAUGAAUUUAUACAUAUUAGUCGUAAUUUAGAUGAGAAAUAUUCCUUUAGGUCAAUUUAUCGAUCGCAUUCAUAAUAAUCUCAGCCAGAGCAAAGCGAACGAUUUAAGCGUUUCUCUUCGAGAAACCCAAAUGUUUUUUUUUACUAUAUAUUUAAUUAAUCGAAAUACAAUUCCCAAAUAUCACCAAUAUGGGAAUAAAAUGAUGAUUCGUCUCGGAUUUCAUAUAAUUUUCAAGUGCCGCACCUGAAUAGAAGAGCAGCACUUACAAGAAUAGUGGCCGAACCUUCGUGGUGCCUAUAACAGCUCUGGAUAUCGGAGAUAAACCAUUAUUUCAUUUUCAUUUGAGACCAAGUUUGGAAACGGUAUUUUUUUCCUUCUACCAUAUAGAAUUUAUUUUACUGUCAAUAAUAAUGUCAUGCACUCAAUGGAUGCUCAGUUUUCUAUAGACUUUUCUGUUUUCAACGAACACAUUCGUUUCAUUCAUGUAGUAGCAUUGACUUUUUCUAAUUUUCUUUUCUUGCAUUGCCAAAUUUGAUUUGGUUUUUGACUACGGACCGCCAAAUCGUUCUGGCACCAAAUAUAUGACAACAACGGAACAAACAAACAUUCAACACAUUAGAAUAUAUAUAAUUGAGAGCAAUUUUUGGUGAUCUCCGUUGAUGAAUCAAUUAAAAAAUAUGCUUUUUUUGCAACAAAUUGCGAGAACUCACCACUGCCUUUACUAGUUUCAAAAAAAAGUCGUAGUUGCGCAGCAAAACCCAUCAUCAAUAGAAAAAAAAGAAAAAUCGAAAAUAUCGUGCUGCGAAAACCCAAAACGACAUCAAAUCAUUUCGAAAAUCCAAACAACGACAAGUAAUAGCAAAACAUUGUGUCCACUUCAGUUGUGUCUUUUUUCUCUCCCGUCUAUUUUGUGUUUUGUUCGAACGAUAAAGAGAUCUAUGCAAAUGUUUUAAAAUAAAACAAAAAACAAAAAUAACAAAUCUAUUUACACGGUUAUAUAUUAUUAUUAUUUGUAAGAAAAUGAAAUGAAGAGAAUGAAAAGUGUCAAUUUAUCAACAAAAAAAAAAAAUUGUAAAAAAAAUUAUAACAAGAUGUGCUGUGAAUUUUAGAGGGACAAUUUAUUGAAAUGUGUGUGGAAUGUGACGCAGACAGAAAAUGAAAAUAAAACAUAAAAGAAACAAUUACUGAUUUUGAUUCCGAAAUUAUAUUAUUUUUGAAUUUAAAGAAAAAAGUUGUAAAAAAUUUCUAGCAAAUAGCACACAAUGAUUAAUCAAAAUUUAUGCAAAAUCAAUCCAUUUUAGAUACUAUAAGACAUUUAGGGGGGUUUAUUUUUUCAUUCAACAUUUUUCUUUUGGGAAUAUCUAAAAUUUAUACGAAAACAUUCGGAGUUAUCAUUUUGGAGAAAAAAAAUGUUUGAAUUAUUUUUCGGCAUCAUAUCGAAUCGAAAAUUUUCUGUUUCCUUCCAUAAAGUGGCAAAUUGUCCCAACACUCAUGGUGUAGAAAAUAAAGUUGUGAGUGAUAAUAAAUUUCGUUCUUUUACGUAGGUUGCUCCAUAAUUUUUUUUAAAAUGGUACUUAUAGUGUUGCCCGAUGUAAACCAUUGUCAUAUUCGUAAAGUUUGAUGUUUUGGUAUGUAUUC